Messenger RNA from Salarias fasciatus (jewelled blenny), 3449 nucleotides. Its product is annotated as glutamine-rich protein 1-like. Bases 228 to 2477 code for a protein of 749 amino acids. NCBI's taxonomy places the organism in Eukaryota, Metazoa, Chordata, Actinopteri, Blenniiformes, Blenniidae. The record is from RefSeq and is a predicted model, not a curated record. The transcript has 12 exons.
UGUUGUAAGAUGGCGCCCAGUGAAAUAUGAGUGGUAGUGAAGAAAAAAAAUACAGCCUGUCAUCUUAGGAAAACCACAAGAAUUAACGAAUAAACCAACCUCAGACAACAACAGCAACUCUUCUCUAACGGCCACGUUGGAUAAGGAGCGCCUUUUCGUGGAUAGUGACGCGGUUCAGACCUCGGCCCGGUUGAGGAAGAGAGUACAGACAAGGACACGCAACAGCGAUGAACAACUCCUUGGAUGGGACCGGCUCCUAUGAGGAGCUGGUGAGACAGAAAGCUCGAAGCAUCCCGCAGCACCGCAUGAAGGAGUUCCUGGAGUCGCUGGCCAGCAAAGGUCCAGACGCCCUGCAGGAGUUCAGCCAGCAGAGUGGAGACGCCACAACCACCACCACUACCAUGGUUUACCAACAGGAAGCCAACUGCAUCUACACAGACAGCACCGAGGUGGCAGGGUCUUUGUUGGAGUUGGCCUGUCCGGUUCAAGUCCAGGUUCAGCCGCAGCAGCAGCAGAUUCAAGAGUCUACGUCCCAGCAGCAGUCUGUACAGCAGGGUACUGAACAACAAAUAGUGCAGGUGCAGAUUCAGGGUCAGCAGCAAGGUCAGAUGUUAGGUCAGGUUCUCCAGGUGCCCUCAGGCUCCCAUCAACAACUACAAGGUGUGACGACUGCACAGCUUAUUCAGCCCGGAGAACUUACAGAAGAGCAGCAUCAACAGCUACAAGCCCAGCUGGUGGCAGCUGUCGCUGGAGGGCAGCAGAUCCAAAUCCAGACUGUGGGGGCGCUCUCUCCCACACAGCAGCAGGACACUGCAGAGAGAAGAGCGAUGGGAACGGCUGUCACCACCGCCCAGGGAGCAGGCGUUCUCCAGCCCGCCAAGAAGCGCAAGGUGGACAUGCCCAUCACAGUUUCCUACGCUCUGCCCGGCCAGCAGGUCGCCACAGUGCUGGCGAUCCCUCAGGGCCAAGGCCAGCAGCAAAGUUACGUGUCCCUGCGGCCAGAUCUCCUAACUGUGGACAGUUCCCACCUCUACAGUGCCACAGGCACUAUCACCAGCCCCACGGGGGAGACCUGGACCAUCCCGGUGUACUCUGCACCGGCGGGGUCCGGAGGCCGCGAGCAGGUCACACACAUCGCCAUCCCGCAGGAGGCUUACGGAACGGUGCAGGUGGCUGGAGCAAACACUACAACCAUGACCACAAUGCCAACACAAGUUACUGUUGAAAACGACAAGCUGAAAAAUGUUGUCAGCCAGAGUCAGACUGCACAAGCUGUUUCGAGCAUAACGAGUUCGGGGGGAAUGGGGGCUCAGGAGGAAGUGGUGCACACGCUGGCUGCCAACACCCUGUUCCCUGCCCAGCUGAUGAAUGGAAACAUCCACAUCCCUGUAGCGGUGCAGGGCUACUCCAAUGCCACGCAGUCGCUUAUCUGGGACCCGCAGCAGCAGGUGCUGCACACUCAGGGGCUGACGGGCCAGGACGCACAGCAGCUGCAGGGGCAAACGGUAGUGGAAGUAGAUGGUCAAGGCCAGCAGCAGGUGCAGGUGCAGGAGUUGCUGCUUCCUGCCACUCUGAAGCCAGAAGAGGGCCUAGAUGUGUGGCGGCUCUGGGCUCAGCGGAAAAACGCUGAGAUGGACAAAUUAGAGAAAAAUAAGCUUGCCCCUAUUGGCCGACGUCAAGUUCUGCGUUUCCAGGAAGACUUGGUGUCCUGUGCAGUGGCCGAACUCUGCAUGGGUCUGUCUUUAAUGACAACAGAGGCCCGAGGACUGGAGGGAGAGACGUACGAGCCCGAUGUUCUCUACUACGUGUUUCUGUGUAUACAAAAAUAUCUGUUUGAUAAUGGUCGUGUGGACGAUGUGUUCUCAGAUCAGUAUUACACUCGCUUUGCUCACAGUUUGCACCAGCUCCUUGAACCGUGGAGACCAGCUGUUCAUCCGCUAGGUUAUGUUAUUCCCAGCCAUGUGACGGAGGAAAUGCUCUGGGAAUGUAAACAGCUGGGAGCUCAUUCCCCCUCAACACUGCUUACAACUCUAAUGUUCUUUAACACAAAGUAUUUCCAUCUGAAAACAGUGGAGCAGCACUUAAAAGUGGCCUUCUCAAAGGUGCUGAGACAUACUAGGAAGAGCCCCAACAACCCCAAAGACAAAAGCACCAGCAUUCGAUACCUGAAGUCAACCGAGAGGUUUAUAGGGCAGAAAGUGACGGAUGACAUGUACUCAGAACAGAUCGAAGAUCCAGAAAACCCUCUGAGAUGCCCAAUCAAACUCUAUGAUUUCUACCUCUUCAAAUGUCCACAGAGUGCUAAAGGUCGCAAUGACACCUUCUACCUGACUCCUGAGCCUGUGGUGGCUCCAAACAGCCCCAUCUGGUACUCAACCCAGCCAAUCCCGAAAGAGCAGCUGGAGCAGAUGCUCUCUCGUAUCCUCGUCGUGCGCGAAAUCCAAGAAGCCAUUAACAUGUCGGAGAGCGUGCACUAGUGGGACCAGAGGAGAAUGAAAAAUGGACUACACUCUUCCUUUCUUUCUGAGUUCACCCAGCCUUUGAUUGCUCAUCAUGACUAGUUUUAUAUUUUUCUUACACCCUCUUGUGGUCUGAGGGUGGCAUGUAUAUGUUCAUAUUCACUGUGUGUCAGUGUACCUUCCACACAGAUUGUACAUACGCAAACAAAACAGUACAGAUAUUGAUUUUGUCUCACCAAGGCAAUCAUUCAACAGUAGUGAUUUUUGGCCAAAGGAUGUAGUGUCUAAUCUUUCUAUUGGACCUAAGCUCUAAUUUAAACGUUAUUUUAAAAUGCUCUUUCUCCUCACAGAUAAUCUGGAACACUUGUUUAUUGUCUUUACUGUUUUGAUCUGUAAUAUAUUUCUUCUGUUUUCACUGGGUUGGCCUGUGCGAUGCUGCUUUUCUGAGACAUCCCUCUUUGUUGCUCCCCUCCUCUCAUCCACUUUGAUCACAGUUCAGUCUCACAGUGAAUACCGCCGAGGUAUUAAACCCCAUCCAAGUAGCCAAACGGGCUAAAUACUCAAUUCUUUCUUUGCAUUUGACUUCUCUGCCUUGAGCUGAUGGACAGUGAACUCUGGAAGAGGCUGGCUUGUUGACUGCCAGGCCGCAGCACCGCCCAUCAGAUGAGCUCAGCAACAUCAAACCACUUCAGGAUGAAACUGCUGUGAACUUAAGGGCAGUCCAACGUGGACAGCGUAGCGGGAAGGAGGAAGAAGCUCUUUUCUCUCUCCAAUACAACAACAAACCCCCAAAUCGCCUGAAGAGGACUAUGUUGUGUCACACAUGUCUAUCAGAGGACAGAUGGAAAGACUCUACAAAGUGGUUUAGUCCUUAAUGUUCUAUAAUGUAUAGUACUCAUAGCUCCUUCAUGUACUGUAAUCCUUCAGUCAUCUAAGGAGAAUGGCAGUGCCUGUGUGUUUUUGAAACAUGACCUUUUUUGUACAGCCACU